AUGCAACAACCACAUCACACAAUACCACCACACCAUGCAACACCCUACCACAUCACACAAUACCACCAACACCAUGCAACAUCCUACCACAUCGCACAAUACCACCAACACCAUGAAAUGUCCUACCACAUCACACAAUACCACCAACACCAUGAAAUGUCACACAAUACCACCAACACCAUACACACAAUACCACCAACACCAUGCAACAUCCUACCACAUACCACAACAUUUACCACCAACACCAUGCAGCAUCCUACACAUCGCACAAUACCACCAACACCAUGUAACAUCCUACCAGAUCACACAAUACCACCAACACAUGUCACAUCCUACCACAUCGCACAAUACCACACCAUGCAACAUCCUACCACAUCACACAAUACCACAACACCAUGCAACAUCCUACCACAUCACACAAUACCACCAAACCAUCCAUGCAACAUAUACACCACAUCACACAAUACCACCAACACCAUGCAACAUCCUACCACAUCGCACAAUACCACCAACACCAUGCAAAUGUCCUACCACAUCACACAAUACCACCAACACCAUGAAAUGUCCUACACAUGCAACACCAUGUCCUACCACAUCAACAAUACCACCAACACCAUUAAGAAAAAGAAGGAAAGAGAGACUGACAGCAAAACAGAACAAAGGAAACAGAAAGAACACAGGGUCCACGACUGA
Penaeus vannamei (Pacific white shrimp) is the source of this 693-nucleotide messenger RNA. The record is from RefSeq and is a predicted model, not a curated record. Lineage: Eukaryota; Metazoa; Arthropoda; Malacostraca; Decapoda; Penaeidae.